AUGGAUCGAUUGAUCGGUGUUGCUGCUGCUGCUAGUGCUGCUGCUGCUAGUGCUGCUGCUGGUAUUGACCCUGUGAGCAGCUAUUUCCGUUGUGAGUACGGAGCGACAGACGUGAGUUUCAGAGUUGCAACCACCAGCACUGUCCUAUGUAUCGCUAUCGCUGCUGCUGCUGCCGAUAGGUUGGAGGUAGGCGAGAUGGAUCCCUCAAGCUGCAACGGUUGGACGUCGAAUGCAGCGGGAUAA
Peronospora matthiolae is the source of this 243-nucleotide messenger RNA. Lineage: Eukaryota; Oomycota; Peronosporomycetes; Peronosporales; Peronosporaceae. The record is from the annotation of a GenBank genome assembly.